AUGGAGUGUCCGAGCGGAUAUCGACUUUUUGUACAGGAAAGGAUGCAUCAUAGAGACGGGGGGGGAUACCCCAAUUCUAUUAACGUUCAGUACACUCGAAGGCAGCUCGCGGUUAAACAAAGAAACGUCACCGAUAAAUAUCAGAACGAGCGAAACCAUCAAAGCCAACUUCAAGGAUUAUUCUCUGCAUUUCCGCAAUACGAAUUGGAGAGUCCGGUUACCAGUACGUGGAGAAUAGAAAAAACGCGUUACGGGUUUCUGCUAAAGGCUGCUCGGGGAUGGGAAGGCGGUAGCCUACGAGUUCGUGCAGGCCCAUUUCCACUGGGGCGUAGUCGGGGGGAGCACGAAGAGUGUUAUUAUGUUCAAUGUGUAAAUGGGCUUAACAAUUACGAUGAAGAAAAAUUACUUUAUAUACUUGACUGUGAUAAAUCUGAAGAUUCUUAUAUAUCUAAAUUUAAAGAGGAUGAUUGUGAAAUAAUUGAGAUUGGACCUAGGAUCAAUUAUUCUACACCCUUUUCUACUAAUUGUGUGUCAAUAUGCAAAUCCUUGGGCAUGGAUAAAAUUGAAAGAUUGGAAAGAAGCAUGAGAUAUUAUAUGUUUUAUGAUAAAAAGAAUUCUAAAAUUGAUAAUUGGAUAUCCUUAGAAAAAUUUAGAUUUAUAAAUUCUAUCUGUGAUAAAAUGACCCAAACUAUAUACCCAUUUCCAUUAGUUUCCUUUAAAUCUGAAUUUGAUGAAAACUAUUCCAAUGAAAACAAAAUAUGCUAUGACAUUGAUGUAAUGAAAUAUGGUAGGAGUGCCUUGGAAACAUUGAACACUGAACUAGACUUUGGAUUGGAUGCGGACGAUAUUGAUUCUUAUGUCCAUCUUUUCAAAGAUCAACUCAAGAGAAAUCCCACUAAUAUAGAAUGUUUUGAUCUCGCUCAAUCUAACAGUGAACAUAGUCGGCAUUGGUUUUUCAAGGGUAGACACGUGAUCGAUGGAAAGGCCAAACCGCUCACAUUAAUGCAAUUAGUCAUGGAUACCCAAAAGCAUACCAACCAAAAUAACGUCAUAAAAUUUAGCGAUAAUAGCAGUGGUAUACAGGGAUUCGACGUAAUAGAUAACAUUCCGAGUGAUCACGUGAAAACGAGCCCGUAUAAGGUCACGACUCAAAAAUUGCACGUUAUAUUGACCGCGGAAACGCAUAAUUUCCCCACAGGAAUUUCCCCUUUCCCUGGUGCUGCCACUGGCAUAGGUGGUAGGAUGAGAGACGUUCAAGCAACGGGUCGAGGAGCUCAUGUCAUUGCAGGAACUGCUGGAUAUUGUGUUGGAAAUUUGCUUAUUGAAGGUUUUCCUCUCCCCUGGGAAAAUCGCCAUUACGCCUAUCCUCCUAACAUGGCCACGCCUAUCAAAAUUUUGAUCGAAGCGAGCGACGGGGCCUCCGACUAUGGCAACAAAUUCGGGGAGCCAAUUAUUUCCGGUUUUACUAGGAGUUUUGGGGCCGAGUUUUACCGAUCUUCAGGACUAAAACAUGAGGUGGAGAGACGUGAAUGGAUUAAGCCUAUCAUGUUCACUGCUGGUAUUGGAAGCAUACCCGAUCCUCAAAUCCAUAAAUUGCCGCCGGAAAUAGGUAUGAGAGUGGUCAAAUUAGGAGGUCCGGUUUACAAGAUAGGCCUUGGCGGUGGCUCGGCGUCCUCUAAGACCUCUAAUCACGAAAACCAGCCGAAAUUGUCCAACCAUUCCUCCGAUCAGGAUCGAUCCGAAUCGGCCAAUCAUUCUGAUUACCCCACCAAUAACCCAUCAAUCAAUACAUUCUCUGGCGGCGAUUUGAACGAUUCCGAUUUCAACGCCGUUCAAAGGGGAGAUCCAGAAAUGCAACAAAAGAUGAAUCGAGUUAUAAGGGCCUGUUCUCAAUCUAGCGAUCCCAUCAAUGGAGCUAAUUACAAUCCUCUCUUGAGCCUGCAUGAUCAGGGAGCAGGUGGCAAUGGAAACGUGCUGAAGGAAUUGGUGGAACCUCUGGGUGCCCUGAUUAAGUCUUCCGCCUUCACCUUGGGCGAUGAUUCAUCGGGUCCUCUGGAGAUCUGGGCUGCCGAAUAUCAAGAGAGCAAUGCAGCGCUUAUCGCCGCACCUAGUCAAGACGAUCAAAGCUUAGUUUACCUGAGUCAAAUUUGUGCCAGAGAAAAAUGCGGCUUAGAUGUUGUAGGUCACGUGACUGGAACGGGUAGCAUGGUCUUCACGGACGAUAUACGCCGGGAUGCGAGAGGUUCUGACAGUACGAAAUGCAUAGAUCUCCCCCUCGAUCUCAUAUCCUCAUCCUCUAGGCAAAAGAUUUUCCAUUCAUCUUUCCCCACUGCCCUAUUCACGCUAGUGAAAACCGGAUCACUUUCGACGUUGAUUUCGGAUUCGAAGUCGCAGUGUCAAAAUGGUGACGAGCGGUGCUCUAACGAUGAUAGUCAGCUUUGUAUAGACCUAGCCUUGGAUAGGGUCCUUAGGUUAGUCAGUGUCGGCUCUAAACAGUUUCUGACGAAUAAGGUUGAUAGAUCUGUAAGCGGUCUCGUAGCCCGUCAACAAUGUGUUGGCCCUUCUCAGCUUCCCUUAGCUGACGCCGCCAUAAUUUCCCUCUCGCAUUUCCCUUAUCCGCAUACUAGUCUAAUCGGUUCGAUGCUACCUACUCCUGAUGUUGGCCACUCUACCCUGGACCUUAAUUUUGUUUGGCGCGGUGCCGUAACGGCGAUUGGCGAGCAGCCUUUUAAAAACGCUCGUAUGGCCCUCGGGGAAGCCAUGACAAACAUGGCCUCUUGCAUUAAGAUACCCGAUAGAAGGGACAUUAAAGCCAGCGCUAAUUGGAUGUGGCCAGCCAAGAAUGGGAGCUCUGUUGGAGGAGGAAUAGAAUACACAAAAACAGAAACUGACACCGGAACCGCCAAAAAAUUGAAGGGCCUCGCAAACGGGAUCGAUUCCAAAGACGGAAGCGACCGACGAGGAAAUGAUGGAGAGGGUGCGGCCCUCUACUUGGCUUGCGAAUCGCUUUGUUCAGCUGCGGCCAAUGUUGGCAUUGGGUUUGACGGGGGCAAGGACAGCCUAACUAUGGCAGCCCGAGUACACGAUAAAGGGUUAGAGACCGUUGUCAAAGCUCCAGGAUCCGUCGUAAUUUCAGCUUACACUACAUGCCCAGACAUAACCAGACAAUUCACGGCUGAUCUUAAGUGCUGUCCCUUAGAUGAAGGAAACCUCGCACACCCUAGCACCCUGAUUUGGAUUCCAUUUUCUCAGCCCAACUAUGAGGCUCGUUGCAGGAUUGGGGGUUCCGCUUUUUUACAAUGUUUUAACGCUUUGAACCCCAUUUUUGGGUAUGAUGGCGGACCAAACCAAUGCGCGGGAGACCUAGAUUUUUCUGGAACGUUUUCUACCUGUUAUAAAGAUUCCUGUCCGCUUUUCCAGUGCCCGGACAUGGAUGAUCCUCAGCAAUUUCGGGACAUUUUCGAUAAAUAUCAAAGCCUCCUCGAUGUAGAUACAAAAUACGGUAGACCCGUGGUUAAAUCUAGUCACGAUGUAAGCGAUGGGGGAUUAUUAAUAACUAUUUUGGAGAUGGCUUGGGCUGCCCAGCACCCCACCGAUAUCAAGAUUGACGUGGUAGAAGAGCAUUUCAAAUCUUUGAGCCCUCUUCAAAUUAGCAAAAUAGAUUGUGUUUUGGCGUUUCUUUUCGCGGAAGAAUUGGGAAUCGUUGUUCAAGUAUCCGAGAACGACGUCACAACAGUGAUAGAAAAAAUGGCGCCGUUCAAAUGUCACGUGAUUGGGCAUUGCUACGAACGUGUUGCCCCUAAAAAUGGGUCGCCUUUUGAUCCCAUUAAAUCCGAACAAAUUCUCCGGAAGGUCGUGAAUUGUAAAUACCACGAAAGGAGUAAAGAGGAACAACUCGUCCGAGACUUGGGAGGACCCCAGGUGUCCAUUUACUCGGGUCAAACUAAAGUUUACGCCGAAACCCUUUUGCUCUUGAAACGGAGGUGGGAAUCGCUAAGCCACGCUUUAGAAAAAAUGCAAAUACCGAAUGGUUCGACGUACGCGGACAACGAAAGCGUAAUGGAGAGUUUACACUUUUUGAGCCGAUUUCACGCCAAGGCUAACGACGUUGAAAAUGGGAACGGCAAUAUUGGAGGAAACAUUGGCUUCUACCUGACAUCGUUCGACAUGAAUGAAGUGGAUAGGAGGUAUUCGAAAACUUUGGAAAGCCUCGAAAAUGUAGCACUUAAAGGUGAAGUGACCGAUUUACCGAUGUACCACGAUAUCAGGGUUUUUAGAGUAGCUAUCCUGAGGGAGGAAGGCACCAAUGGCGAUAAAGAGUUGAGCUCACUCAUUAUCAGCGCCGGCUUCGAGGCUUGGGACUUGACCAUUACCGAUUUCCUUUUCGCCAACGAAAAAAAGGACGCGAAAAAUUCGAAAGACCACGCCCUAUUAAACCCGGCCCUUUUUAGGGGCGUCGUUUUUCCGGGCGGCUUUAGUUACGGGGACGUGUUGGGAUCCGCCAAAGGUUGGGCUGCUACUAUUCUUCUAAACCCAACGAUCCGUUCUCAAUUUCAAGCCUUUUAUCGGCACCCGAAUACUUUUUCGUUCGGUGUUUGCAACGGUUGUCAACUCAUGGCCGCACUUUCCUGGGUAGCACCCGUUCAAAAAUCUGUCCACGAGAAAAAUUUAGCCAUUUUAAGGGACCAAUAUACUAUGCCGGGCCUUAAACUCAAGCCAAACGACUCUGGUCGGUUUGAAAGCCGAUUUUGUCGGCUCGAAAUCCAUGAAUCCCCUUGCAUUUUUACUCGAGGUAUGGAAGGAUCCGUGCUAGGAUGUUGGAUAGCUCACGGAGAAGGCAAAAUGGUCUUUAAAAACGAUACUCUAUAUCAGGGAAUCAAAGAUCAAAAGCUGAUUCCACUCUCCUAUAUAGACCCUAUUUUUUCGAAACCCACUAUGGAAUAUCCAUACAAUCCAAAUGGUUCGAUAGAGGGAACAGCUGGAAUAUGUUCGCAAGAUGGUCGGCAUUUUGCCCUUAUGCCGCAUCCUGAAAGAUGUUUCCUCUCCUGGCAAUGGCCUUACAUACCUUCCCCUAUAUCUCGGGCUAUUGGGAAUGUCAAGAAUGAUCGUGACAAAUGUCAGAAUGAUAUCGGUGAUAAAACUCCUUCCCUUCGCGCAUUUGAUUCACUCUAUGCUGGUUCGGCGUCUCCUUGGCUCAAAAUGUUUCACAACGUUUAUGAUUGGUGUCUAAUAUAAAUAAUCAGAGCUAUUAUAAUAUCUAAAAGAAUAUAUAUC
Molecule: messenger RNA, 5274 nt
Organism: Gordionus sp. m RMFG-2023
Lineage: Eukaryota; Metazoa; Nematomorpha; Gordioida; Chordodea; Parachordodidae
Product: phosphoribosylformylglycinamidine synthase-like
Exons: 30
Coding region: 1-5235 (1744 amino acids)
Source: RefSeq, a predicted model, not a curated record